AAGGAACCUUGCAGUGUGUGUGUGUGUGUGUGUGUGUCUUCUGUGUAAGACUUCACAUCCAAGGAAUCCAAACACUGAACACACUUGAGUAACAGCAGAAGCGGAACGAUUGGAAGACCUGGUUUGGCGUCAUGGCUCUGCUCGUCCACAUGUUGGCCUGUGCCUUUGGGGUUGGAUCUUGGGUGGUGGUGAACGGCUUGUGGGUGCAGCUGCCUCUCAUCGUCAACACUCUCCCAGAGGGAUGGGACCUCCCGUCUUACCUGACAGUUAUCAUCCAGCUUGCUAACGUGGGACCGCUGGUGGUCACUCUCAUGCACAAGCUGUGCCCACACCGUCUCAAUGAGCGUUUUGUCAUUUAUGCCAUCCUCUCCAUCGGUGUCCUGUCCUGCGUCUUGCUUGCUCUCUUCUGGGAUAAGACUACAACUGUGGCUGGAGCAUCACGUAGCACUGCAUUCUUCGUCAUCUCCUUUUUUCUCUCUCUGGUGGACUGCACUUCCUCAGUUACAUUCCUGCCUUUCAUGAUGCAGCUUCCUGCCAAAUACGUCACUUCCUACUAUAUUGGUGAAGGCUUGAGUGGUUUCCUUCCUGGUGUAGUGGCUUUGGCACAAGGUGUUGGCAUGUCCAAAUGCGUCAACUCCUCUGAGACCUCUGGAAACCAUACAGGCAACGAGGAUUUGCACACCGAGUAUCUGCCUCCGAACUUCUCCAUUCAGGGGUUUUUCUUCUUUUUAACAGCCUUGAUGUGUGUAAGCCUGAUUGCUUUUAUUGCACUCAACAGGCUUAUUCCAAAAUUCAAGCACACCAGUGAAAACCUUGUCGCAGACACCGUGGAAUCUUCCAGAUCUGGUGUGGAUAAUCCCGGAGUAGAGAAGGAUGGAGAAGGAACGGAGUGCCAGGGUGAAGGGAGCACAAGGAAAAGGCUUCCACUGGCCAUAACACACCACGUGCACCAGCUAACCUUUAUCUACAUUUUGAUUUUUUGGGUUAACGCUGCAAGCAAUGGCCUGUUGCCAUCUGUGCAGACAUACUCUUGUAUGCCAUAUGGCAACCUCGCCUAUCACCUGUCUGCUGCCCUGGCAUCAGUGGCCAACCCACUGGCUUGCACCAUUGCAAUAUUCUUCCAAAAUAGGUCGCUGGCCUUUCUUGGUGUGCUGACUGUUAUUGGGACAGGAUUUGGCAGCUAUAACAUGGCUAUGGCUGCUAUGAGUCCAUGUCCUUUGCUGCAAGGAUCUACAGCAGGAGAGGCCAUCAUUGUGCUCUCCUGGCUCUUCUUCAUUGGAACUCUGUCGUAUGUGAAAGUAAUGGCGGGAGUGAUCCUGAGGGACCGGAGUCACAGCGCCCUGGUCUGGUGUGGAGCUGCAACACAGAUGGGGUCAUUAGUUGGCUCAGUCACCAUGUUCCCACUGGUUAACGUCUACCGGCUGUUUAAGUCGGCAGACUUCUGCAACACCAAAUGCCCCUUGUGAAGGUUAAUUUGACAGCUGAGAGGCUGCAGAUAUUCUUUUGGAUCAGAAUUCUGUGCUUGAAUCCUUAAUAAUAUUUUACAUGUUUUUUUCAUUUAAUUGUUUUUGUGACCA
Molecule: messenger RNA, 1577 nt
Organism: Thalassophryne amazonica
Lineage: Eukaryota; Metazoa; Chordata; Actinopteri; Batrachoidiformes; Batrachoididae
Gene: slc52a3-1
Product: solute carrier family 52 member 3
Exons: 4
Coding region: 132-1466 (444 amino acids)
Biological process (GO): riboflavin transport
Cellular component (GO): plasma membrane
Molecular function (GO): riboflavin transmembrane transporter activity
Source: RefSeq, a predicted model, not a curated record